Messenger RNA from Nematolebias whitei (Rio pearlfish), 816 nucleotides. RefSeq names its product claudin-4. Gene Ontology annotation, biological process: cell adhesion; bicellular tight junction assembly. Gene Ontology annotation, molecular function: structural molecule activity. The transcript has a single exon. Bases 76 to 711 code for a protein of 211 amino acids. NCBI's taxonomy places the organism in Eukaryota, Metazoa, Chordata, Actinopteri, Cyprinodontiformes, Rivulidae. Gene Ontology annotation, cellular component: plasma membrane; bicellular tight junction. The record is from RefSeq and is a predicted model, not a curated record.
ACUACUCACCGCUCUGAGCUCUACAAACAAAACUGUGCAGCUUUCCAUCAGUAAAGACAGCGACAGCGCUUCAGCAUGGUGGCAGGAGGAAAACAGAUUCUGGGAAUGGCUCUGGCCAUCGUCGGCUUUCUGGGGGCCAUCGUCAUUUGCGGUCUCCCCACCUGGAAAGUCACCGCCUUCAUUGGCGCCAACAUCGUCACCUCUCAGAUAAUUUGGGAGGGUUUGUGGAUGAACUGCGUGACUGAGAGCACAGGCCAGAUGCAGUGCAAAGUCUACGACUCCCUGCUGGCCUUACCUCAAGACCUACAAGCUGCCAGAGCUCUGGUCAUCAUCGCCGUCAUCGUUGCGAUCUUUGGGAUCUUGCUGGGCGUGGUGGGUGGCAAAUGCACCAACUUUAUAUCGGAUGAAGUUCAAAAGAUCAAAGUGGCCAUCGCUGCCGGAGUCACCUUCAUCAUCGCAGGCGUUUUGGUGCUCAUCCCAGUCUGCUGGACUGCCCACACCAUCAUUCAGGAUUUCUACAACCCAACCUUGAUCAGCGCCCAGAAGAGGGAACUGGGAGCCUCCCUCUACAUUGGCUGGGGUUCUGCUGGACUGCUGAUAUUGGGGGGAGCCCUCCUCUGCAGCUCCUGCCCCCCGAGCGAGGAAAAGUAUAACUACGAUGUUCGGUACUCCAAGGCUCAGUCUGCGAUGAGCAGCAAGGAAUACGUUUAGAUCUUCAAAUAGGAUGAAUGUUGUUUGAAAGUUCGACCUUUUGUUUGACUGUUGGAGAAGAGUCAAGUUCCUGAAUGAAAUAAAUUAAAUAUCUGUUUUAACCUU